Molecule: messenger RNA, 1926 nt
Organism: Erinaceus europaeus (western European hedgehog)
Lineage: Eukaryota; Metazoa; Chordata; Mammalia; Eulipotyphla; Erinaceidae
Gene: SERINC2
Product: serine incorporator 2
Exons: 10
Coding region: 124-1482 (452 amino acids)
Cellular component (GO): membrane
Source: RefSeq, a predicted model, not a curated record
GGGGCCGGCAGGGGCGGGGCCGGCAGGGGCGGGGCCAGCGGGGCUCCCCAGCUGCCCGCCCAGAUCUCCGCGGCCCCCUCCCGCUGCGCGCCCGCCGCCGCCGCCGCCGCCGCCGCCGCCGCCAUGGGGGCCUGUCUGGGCGCCUGCUCCCUACUCAGCUGCGCAUCCUGCCUCUGUGGCUCUGCCCCCUGCAUCCUGUGCAGCUGCUGCCCCUCCAGCCCCAACUCCACCAUCAGCCGCCUCAUCUUCACAAUCUUCCUCUUCCUGGGGGUGCUGGUCUCUAUCAUCAUGCUGAGUCCCGGCGUGGAGAGUCAGCUGCACAAGCUUCCCUGGGUAUGUGAGGAGGGGGCCGGGACCUCCAUCAUCCUGCAAGGCCACAUUGACUGUGGCUCCGUGCUGGGUCACCGUGCCGUCUACCGAAUGUGCUUUGCCACGGCUGCCUUUUUCUUCCUUUUCACCCUGCUCAUGAUCUGCGUGCGCAGCAGCCGGGACCCCAGGGCUGCCAUCCAGAACGGGUUUUGGUUCUUUAAGUUCCUGAUCUUUGUGGGCAUCACUGUGGGCGCCUUCUAUAUCCCUGAUGGCUCCUUCUCUGACGCCUGGUUCUACUUUGGUGUUGCUGGAUCCUUCCUCUUCACCCUCAUCCAACUGGUGCUGUUCAUUGACUUUGCACACUCCUGGAACCAGCGGUGGCUGGGCAAGGCCGAGGAGUGUGACUCCCGAGCCUGGUAUGCAGGCCUGUUCUUCUUCACCUUCCUUUUUUACGUUCUGUCUAUUGCUGCUGUGGCGCUGAUGUUCAUCUACUACACCCACCCUGGGGCCUGUUAUGAGGGCAAGGUCUUCAUCAGCCUCAACCUCACCUUCUGUGUCUCCGUCUCCAUCGUUGCCGUUCUGCCUAAAGUCCAGGAUGCCCAGCCCAACUCAGGCCUGCUGCAGGCCUCAGUCAUCACACUCUACACCAUGUUUGUCACCUGGCUGGCCCUAUCAAAUGUCCCUGACCAGAAAUGUAAUCCCCACCUGCUGACUCACUUCAGCAACGGGACAGCCCCUGAUGGCUAUGAGACACACUGGUGGGAUGCUCCCAGUAUCGUGGGCCUCAUCGUCUUCUUCCUGUGCACACUCUUCAUCAGUCUGCGCUCUUCAGACCACCCGCAGGUGAAUAGCCUGAUGCAGACAGAGGAGUGCACGCCCACGCUGGAGGUUGUGCAGCAGCAGCAGCAGCUGACCGCCUGUGAGGGGCGGGCCUUUGACAACGAGCAGGAGAGCGUCACCUACAGCUACUCCUUCUUCCACUUCUGCCUGAUGCUGGCCUCUCUGCACAUCAUGAUGACACUCACCAACUGGUACCGGCCCGGUGAGGCCCGGAAGAUGAUCAGCACAUGGACCGCCGUGUGGGUGAAGAUCUGUGCCAGCUGGGCCGGGCUGCUCCUCUACCUGUGGACGCUGGUUGCCCCUCUGCUCCUGCCCAACCGAGACUUCAGCUGAGACCUCCUACAGUCCACCCACCUGGUGCCUCCGGGCUCAGGGACUUGAGUCAGCCCCACCCCCUGCCAGGGAUUGCCCCUGAGUGGGGACCCUGUCUUCUUAGUGCCUUAUGGGAUGAAGAGCUUCAGUUCCUGCCCAAGCCCCUGCCACCCCUCUUACCCCAGCCACAGGACAGCCCCGUCUAUUCCCUUGCCCACUAUUGCCCACCCUCACUCUCUUGGGAAAAAAAGAGCUCUUGCUCCCAGGCUCCCACAGAGCGCCUCUGAAGGGAGAUGCUCAGAGCUGCUUGCAAGCAUGCCCCAAACUGGCGCCCAGCACUGAGGCCUGGGUCCCCCUGAUCACGCCCCCACCCCACCUCCCCAGGGCACCUCCCUCCUUCCUGGACUCUGUGCCUUGCCAAGUCUCUAAAACUUCAUCCAAUAAACAAGCCAGUGCAUGUGCCUC